This is a messenger RNA of Neltuma alba, 1428 nucleotides long. RefSeq names its product protein UPSTREAM OF FLC-like. Lineage: Eukaryota; Viridiplantae; Streptophyta; Magnoliopsida; Fabales; Fabaceae. The transcript has 5 exons. The coding region runs from base 43 to 1125 and encodes 360 amino acids. The record is from RefSeq and is a predicted model, not a curated record.
AGAAGUAGGCGCUCCAGCCCAGAGCGUGCCAAAAUCUGCGGCAUGCACCACCAACAGGUCAAACCCCUCAAACAGGUGCAAGUUGUUUACUACCUCUCACGUAAUGGACUUUUGGAGCAUCCCCAUUCCAUGGAAGUCACCCUCGCUCCCGGCGAGCCUCUCCGUUUGAGGCAUGUGUUGGAUCGGCUCAUAGCUCUCAGGGGAAGUGGCAUGCCUUCUCUAUAUUCCUGGUCUUGUAAGAGGAGCUACAAGGGCGGUUACGUGUGGUACGACUUGGGAGUAAACGAUAUUAUACAUCCGACUGAUGCAGCCGAGUACGUUCUCAAAGGAUCUAAACUCCUCCGAGGCUGUUCUGAAAGAUUUCAGCAGCCUCAGUUGAGCGAUAGGCAAGUAUUGUAUCAGGGGUCUAAUCUAAACUUGAAGCGCAAGACAUUUCGGACGAGCCCGAGAAGAGAGACCGAAGAAUACGAAGAGCAGCGAGAUGAAGUGUACGAAGAUGGCGAGAAAACGAGCAAUACGAGCUCCACCACCAAGCCCCGUCCUCGCUGCUCUAGAGGUGUAUCCACCGAUGAACUCGAGGGGCGCCACGAAACAAGAAAGGUCAUCGCGAACGACAUGUCGUUGAGAAUUAGCUCCACCUCCAAGGCCACUCCGCCCGAUAAAAACGAAGCGAACGACAACUCUGGAAGAUUAUUGGACGGAGGGACAUCGGGCUCAGCAGCGAGUCGUAACUCGGUGCUGUUGCAAUUGAUAGCGUGCGGAAGCUCAGCAGUGGCGAAGGCACCGUGCAUGAGUAAUAUGGUGAAGAAGAACGACACUGUGGAGAAGAUGGCUGUGCGUAAGAGUGCAGAGAAACUGUCGGAGACCGAGAUGAUGAGAUGCAUGCCGGAGAAUCCAAGGUUCUGGAAUUCCCAAUCAGAGGAGAAAGAGUAUUUUAGUGGCAGCCUCGUUGAGUCAAUGAAGGCCCACUGGGAUGCGUCCAAGACCCAUGCGGUCCUCAAGAAGUCCAAUUCCUAUAACGAAGAAAGGAGCGAUGACAGGGUAGAGGAAGAAGAGGAAGAGAAGAAGAGAGGGGUAAAAGCAAAAUGCAUGCCUCGCAAGAAAUGUAGUGGUUCAUCUAAAUAGAUCAAGAAUUGAGGGUGGUCCCAUAUGGAUAUGGAGAGCAGGAAUGUGCGGGCUCUGUUAUUAUUGCUGCUAGUUAGAGCACUUCUUGUUUGCAGCAGAUCUUUUGGCCGAUGACGUUGAGUCUUUGACUUUUUGAUUUGAUUAAAGGGGUCACUCUUUAUCAUGGUUUACUCUCGUCUUCCUGGUUAGGAGCCUUGUGUUCUCACUUUUCCAUAAUUUGGUUAGAUAAUCUUCUGCUCCAGUUAUCAUUUGGGAUUGGGGCGGUCUUUUAUGAAUAUUCAGUUCAUCAGUUUCUGACUGGGA